This is a messenger RNA of Adineta ricciae, 993 nucleotides long. NCBI's taxonomy places the organism in Eukaryota, Metazoa, Rotifera, Eurotatoria, Adinetida, Adinetidae. The record is from the annotation of a GenBank genome assembly.
AUGAUGAAGUCGAUUGUUAUUCUCUGUUUUUUGCUUGUUAAUACUCAUUGUGCAUCGAUACCCGACCAAUAUCUUGAUGAUGAAUGGAAUCUUUUCAAGCACACUUAUGAAAAACAAUAUAACUCGAUGGAAGAAGAAGUAAUGCGACGAAAUGUUUGGGAAACGAACCUAGCUAAAAUCCAUGAACAUAAUCAUAAAGCUGCCCGAGGUCACUACACUUAUCGCUUGGGAAUGAAUCAAUUUGGUGAUAUGACGCAUAAAGAAUUUCAAACCAAACUAACUCCCAUGAAAAUACCGAAAAGUACUGGAGAAUUGAAACCGACUCGACGUCAUGUGAAUGUUCCACAUGCUGUUGAUUGGCGUAAUGAAGGUGCGGUUACGCCAGUUAAAGAUCAAGGAAAAUGUGGUUCAAGUUGGGCCUUUUCAGCGACUGGCUCUCUUGAAGGACAACAUUUUCAUCAAACAAGAAAACUUGUAUCACUGUCUGCCCAAAACUUGAUUGAUUGCUCGGACAGUUUCGGAAAUGCCGGCUGUAAUGGUGGAUUGAAUGAUUUUGCUUUUCAAUAUAUCAAAGUCAAUGGUGGAAUCGAUACGGAAGAAAGUUAUCCGUACGAAGCACGCAAUGGUAAUUGCCGAUUUAAUCGUACAAAUAUUGGUGCCAAUUCGACUGGUUUUCGGGAUGUGAAAGUCAACGACGAAAAUGCGUUGACAUACGCUGUUGCAAUUAUUGGCCCAAUAGCAGUGACUAUUGAUGCAUCGCAACCGUCAUUUCAAUUUUAUAAAUCCGGUGUUUAUGAUGAACCAAAGUGUUCAUCAACUCAAGUUGAUCAUUGCGCUCUAGCGGUUGGUUUCAAUGCAACGGAUAAUCAACUUUAUUAUAUUGUGAAGAACUCAUGGGGCACCACUUGGGGCCAAAAUGGAUAUGUAUGGAUGAGUCGAAACAAAAACAACCAAUGUGGAAUAGCUACGAUGGCGAGCUAUCCUCUUGUUUGA